Molecule: messenger RNA, 871 nt
Organism: Salvia splendens (bonfire salvia)
Lineage: Eukaryota; Viridiplantae; Streptophyta; Magnoliopsida; Lamiales; Lamiaceae
Exons: 3
Coding region: 58-414 (118 amino acids)
Source: RefSeq, a predicted model, not a curated record
UAUACCUACAUCUGCACAAUCAUCGAUCCUACAGAGAAGAAAACCGAAAGUUCUGGCAUGUACACGGGGACAGCAUUUAAGAGGAGCAUGGAAUCUCCUCCACUUGGGUUGAUUAACACUUGCAUACCAGGACCCAGAGUCGAGCCUGAUAUAAGUAUAACCAUUGAGGAAAUUGGUUACUUGAGCCCGGGGGUGGAAGUUAUGAUGCCAUUGAGCUGGGCAAGCAGACUGCUUGUGCAUUGGCUGAUGCCCAGAAGGUGUUGGGAGAUGAAACUACUCCAGAGUCAUUACUCUAAGGGGAAAUGCUUCACAAAAGAGCAACGAGAAAAGGAGAACAAACACACUCCAAACACUCCGGCAGAACAUCAUUCCCUUUCAGCUUCAAAUUUGAUGGUUGUGUCGAAAUUUCAUUAGGAGCUAUCUUAGCUUCUUUCCCCUCUGUGAAAUUUUAAUUCUCCUUUAAAAUCUAAUGAAUUUCUUUAACAUGUUUCGCUUAAGAUAUUCACUAUGGUAAUGAAUUUCAGCGAAUGUGGAACACCAGGUAAGGAAGGGUAUGAAAUUUUCAGGCAGUGGUGGUGUUGCAACUCCAUCAUCCUAUCUGUUGAGGAGUUGCAGGUGAUGAUAUUCAUGAUUUCACUGCAGCAAGUAUCCUACUAUCGCUGGACCUGUAAUUUUUUAUUAAUCUUUUAUUGUAAAAAUUCAUUCAUCUUACCAUCCCAAAAAAUAUAUAGUGUUCAUCUAGGAUCAAGGGUUUUGAGUUUUAACAUAUUCAUCUCUUACUGAGUGAACUUGGUUCAAUGAAAUAUUUUUGGUGUCUUUCCUAGUAGUAGUAAAAAAUCUGUAUGCAUUAACCAUAUUGAAACCAAAUGAU